AUGGACCAUAAAGACUUCUGCAUGCAAGAGACCUCAGAUACUAAUGGGGAUUUGCAGAAGAGUAGUGCUUCCAUCACUUCGGCGGAUGUCGCGCAUACGGUCACAGAGGUAAUGAUAAAUCAAGAUGGCGAUGGCGAUGACUCGGGUUUCCAGUCGCAUUGCGUCGACAGGACUUUGGAUCAAAAGGCUUCACUCAAUGGCCAGCUAAGACAAGAAAGUGACGAUGCCACGCCCUCAUCGACUGGAUCAUCAGAGAAGUCGGUUGUUUCGGGCGCCGCACGACGAGACGGCUCCGACGUCGUCUCUCAUCCUCGUCAUGUUGCUUUUACACCUGCACAGGUUAAGCGACGCUCUUUAAUCACUCUCCGUCGAAACAACGGUUCUCCUCCACCUCCUGCUUCCACUACCGCCAUUCGUGCUAAUCACAAGCUCUCCUUGUUGCGUAUGAGCACCUCAUUAUCCCAGGAGCAGUCUAGCAGCAGUUGCUGGAAGACCGUGGGUGGAAAUCACCCAGUCGCUCACACUGUGGCGGAGCGGCGGGCGCGAGCGGAGGCGCUGGAGGUGGAGCGCAGACGUGCGCGCCGCGCCAGUCUUGAGGCCUCCGAGGCGGCUCUUGAGGCUGCUCGUCAACGCGCGUACAGUCUACGCGUGGCGCGCAGUUUGGAGCUGCGCAACCGUGAAGAGGAGCGGCACGCCAAGGUCAUCGCGCGUCGCAAACGCCUUGAAGAGGAAAGAAAGGAGUACCUCAGUCGACGUAUCACAGGCACUGCGACAACCACGAAAACGGGUGGUCAGGUACACCAUCUGCGUUCUCUUCAACGUGUAAAUCCUAAGAUCUCGGUUUGCGGCUUCGCCUCCGAUCUGGAUCCAACCGAUCCACGCUAUUGUCCCUUUGGUUUUGGCAGCUCCACUCGUCGCGACGUCUGUCGGUCGUCAAUGCAGCAAUUAACUGCCACCAGAAAGACUGUUAGCUGUGGCGAUAGAGGUAGAAAUCAGCACGCAGCGAUUCCCAAACUUUCUACCUCAUUCACUGUGGAAUCAAGAAAAAGAUUAACAACGAAUGCUGCUGCAACAAUCACUUCCACGCACGCAGGACCUAGCGCAUCUCUUAAAGAUGGAAAUACCACCUCAACUCCUUCAAAGAGAAGAAAUUCUGGAAGCAUAACCCUUAAGGGCUCCAGCAAUUCAGGCCAAAUAUCUAAAGCACAGGAUGAGCCAAGACCACCGCAGUUUACCGGAUCUGAUAUAUCCAAGAAUCGCUUAAAAAUUCCACCUACUCCUACCCCUCGAUCGAAGGCUUUAACCUUGCAGCUCCCAAAGGCUUCUGAGGUCCCGAGCACCUCAUCUAUAUCCCGAACAAUGGAGAAGCAACGAUGCACGGCUGCUCCAAAAUCGCCCACCUGCGUGCGUGCAGGCUGCAAGUCCACAGAGGUGGAGGCGCAGACCUGUAGAGCGCGCCUGGACGAACAACGAAAACUUGCCCAAUCGAGUAAAUGUGAGGAAGAGAAUAACGGUCUACUUGAAACGAUGGCACGAUCCACCGUAAACGAGGCGAUCGACCUCGCAGUGGCCGAACACAAAGCCGAAGUCGUAGAGGCCUCUGCAGCCUUAGCAGGAACAAGGGCUUUGGAGAAGGCGGUGGGGUUGCUAGCCGGUCUUGCUGACUCCUCUGCCGUUCGUACGGAGCGCAGACGAUCACAUCAGCGAUGUUUGGUCGGUUACAGCACUGUAAAACCCAGGGCUGAUGGAAUGAGACUUCUGAGAAAUGCCUCGAUCUCUUCUAAGGAAGUAUUAAAUAAUGCUCUUGAAAGGAUGACACUGUCUGUCAAUGCAGGUUCAAUCAGGAAACCACAAUCGGAGGUGAUCUCAGCGCUGACGAAAGCAGCGUCGGAUGCCGACCAAAUCAUGAGUCGGGUACAUACACCGACUGGAACGCAGCCGCCAUUGCGACCCACCGUUAACCCUCCGCUUAGAAUUGCUGUAGAAAACAACAGCGUCAGUCGUGGUGAAGUGGACCGUUUGGAGUCACGUCGUCAUCUUCGACAGAAUGGUGCCACCAAGUGGAUGGUAGAGAGCGACCAGCUGGCCUUAAAUAGCAAAGCGACUCUCAUCCUGCGAAAUCAUCUCUCUCGCAAAAAACAGGCUCCGCCACCACUUGAACUCUGCUCACCCUGCACAGAAACGUCAAGCAUAAGUGAUUUGGACCCGCAUUUCACUAAUGGAUACAACGGCCAAUGCCAUGGUUCCGAGCUCAGCUUGGACACUCAACUUGUUAAACGGUCAACGUGUUCACCAGUACAAAUCGACAAGGACCAAUGUUUACACGAAAUCUUCGGCCGGCACUCGUCCGGCACUUCCACAACCAUCGCAACCUGCCACUCACCAAAUCGUCAGAUUCAGUCCGAUCGGUUAGCCUCGACCCAGCAUUCCACUUGUUCUGAUGUCAGCAUUACUUCUCGACUCCAACAUUAA
This is a messenger RNA of Echinococcus granulosus, 2472 nucleotides long. RefSeq lists its product as hypothetical. Bases 1 to 2472 code for a protein of 823 amino acids. NCBI's taxonomy places the organism in Eukaryota, Metazoa, Platyhelminthes, Cestoda, Cyclophyllidea, Taeniidae. The transcript is spliced from 11 exons. The record is from RefSeq and is a predicted model, not a curated record.